This is a messenger RNA of Salarias fasciatus (jewelled blenny), 994 nucleotides long. It is a transcript of the gene fam174c, whose product is annotated as family with sequence similarity 174 member C. Gene Ontology annotation, cellular component: extracellular region. The record is from RefSeq and is a predicted model, not a curated record. Bases 119 to 529 code for a protein of 136 amino acids. The transcript is spliced from 3 exons. Lineage: Eukaryota; Metazoa; Chordata; Actinopteri; Blenniiformes; Blenniidae.
CUUCCGUGUUGGGGUUUUCUACUUUCUGCCGGGAGGCGACGUGCGUCUGAGGGGACUGUGGUUCCGCCGAAGGAAAAGCCCUCCGUUCAUCUCCCUGCGGACUGUUUCCAGUCGUAAGAUGAGUUUUCACGGACUUCUGUCGGUGGGCGUCGUGUUGAUCUGCUGCCUCUCUCUGUGUUUGUCCGCGGCGGAAGACCGAAGCACCACGGCGGCGCUGCGAUCCGCCGCCGCCGCCACUGCCAACAGCUCCUCGUCCGGCGUGGUGACCAACUCCACGCACGGCAACGGAAAGGGUCUGUUUAACGACAUUAAUGUGAACAGCUCCAUGAUCCAGAGGGCCCUGUACGUCCUCAUCGGCUUCACCAUGAUCGGAGUGCUCUACUUUCUCGUCCGGGCUGUACGGCUGAAGAAACCCGUCCACAGGAAGAAGUACGGUCUGCUGGCUGAAUACGAAGACUCAGUGGAGAUGGACGCCAUGGAGAGCGACGAGGACGACACGCUGUACGAAGCUCGCAGCCUGCGCAGAUGAGUCUUCGUCCCUCCGGCGGAUCGCGGCCGGCCCCUGGACGGGAGAAGGCCGGCACACGGACCAAUGACUGCAAACAAGCCAACGGUGUGUCUUUGCCAAAGCGUGGAGCUGCCGACGAGGAGCAGCGGGACUCGGGAGGGGUUUUUGUACGGGUGCUGUCGGAGUCACUGUGCCAUGACUCGUCUUGUUGGCCAAAUGUUUUUCCUCUGUUGAUUCUUUUGUUCCCUCCUCUCCUCGCUGAGAGUUUCUUGCGUUGGUUUCCACUCCGAGUCGCCCCGCGAGCUGCGCACAUCGGGACCUUGUCCUCCCGACGGUCUUGGACCAGCAGCUGGGAAGAACUCACCACUUUUGAUUCACUCCCUGCUGGAAGGUGAAAACGACGAAUGUGAUUUAUGUUCACCUCCGCGCUGCACCUGAAGGACGAAACCAAAAAUUGUACUUUGAUUAAAAAAAGAGAAAACUUGA